GAGUUUAGUUCUGUUUUCAACCCCGACGAAGUGGGUUUACUAACGUCGCGUUUGUUGUUUACAAAAUUGAAAGAAACAAAAAAAAAAAGAAAACAAAAGCAAAUUAAAAGAAUGUUUGAGAAUAUUUAAACAAAUACAACACUAAACCUAAAGAGAAACUUAACAGAGAUGUUAGUAUAACUAAAGAGUAGAAUCACACAUUUGAUAUUACAGUUAACAUGCCUGUACUAACAGCUCUGUUGUUAGUUAGUUGAUAAAACUACUUUCAUUUGUUAAUGUUUAAUACAAAAAAGAGAAAUAUGCAAAUUUUAUUAUAAAUUUUAUUUUGUGCAAAAUAUGUUUUAAACAAAAGUUUCAAAGAAAAAAACAAAAUCAAACUAAACCAAUAUUAAAACUUCAUAUUUAUUACAAAUAAAAAAAAAACUCAUCAACAAAUAAUUUGUGACAUUAUUAAGAAAGAAAAACUAAAUAAUAAAUGUCAAUUGUCAAGUUAUACAGUUGUUUCCUAUUACUGUUUAUAAGGCUGUCAUAAACAGACAGCGCGUAUGUGUGUGAGUGCGCGAAUUGUUUUGAUUUUUCUUCUUAAUUUUUUUUGUAUGUGUUUUCCCCAUUUUGCUUCCUAUUGUUUUUUGGGGAAAAAUCUUUUGUUAAUGAAAUCAAAACCAACAACAGCAAGAAGAAGAAGCAUUACAUAUGUUGCUCUAAAGCAUAAUUAAGGAUUACAAUACUGUUUUUUUUUUUGGGAAAACAAGGAGAACAAUAACAAAAGUACUAUAUAACAAAAAAAUGUUGACUUGAAAAAAGGGACCAAAUUUUGUUUUGCGGAUCGAAGAAAGAAAAUUCUUCUUGUCUAAGAGAAGUAACGGUACUAACCGAAUACUUUAAAAGCAACAAACAAACUUCAUGAACACAUUGUACCAUGUCAACACGAAAAUCUACACUAGCUUCUCCAACAGCUCAAGGGACGAAGGUGGAAAAUGCUUCAACGUCAUCACCCACAUCAACUGUAAACACAGCAAAAACAUUAGAGAAAACAAAUGCCAGCUCCAGCUCUUCUGGGGAAAAAGAUGAAAUGGGAGCAAAUGCCUCUUCCAACACAAAUACAUUAAAUCCAAGUGAUUCAAAAGCCACAGAACAAAAUCCAAAAGCAAAUCAAGACACUAAACCAUUUCUACAAAGAGUUACCAGAAAUUCACCACUUUUACUAGCGUCACCGCUAGGUGCUAUCACAAUUAAAAAAGAACCAUUAGAUCCCAACGAUCAUCACGUAAACAGCGAUAGUGAAGAGGUGGGAGGUACAAAUACCACAACCAAUACUAAGAAAACCAAUAUAAGGGGACGUAAGUCACUAAAAGAACAUAAGGAAUUGGCUGAGAAAGAAGAAGAACAAGAGGCCAAAGAAAAAGUAAAAGACAAAGAAGAUUCAGCUAAAGAAACGAAAGAAGAACAAAACGAAAAGAAAGAACAGUCUGAGCAAAAAGAUAACACAGCAUCUGCUCAAUCAACUAGCACUACAACUGCCUCAAAUCGUUUGACCCGUAAGACGGUAGCAAACCAAGAAGCAGCCAAUACUCGUGUUACCAGACAACGUCAGUCUAGCGGAGCUUCAGCACGAUCCGAAACACCUCCAGCAAGAUCUAGAAGUGGACGUACCAUAGGUCGAAAUAAAAUGCCAGUACCAAUGAUAGAUACUACUCCUGCCGUCACAAAACGCAAACGAUCUGUUGAUGUUGAAAAUGCAGCUGUCAAUAAAUCCACUAUUGAUGAGCCAGGUCCAAAGUAUAUUAAAAUAGAGGUAAAAGAUCCAGAUGUAGAAAAUGAGGACAUUUUGCUGUCAUCACAAAAUACUAAUGCCAGUUCGGAAGGAGUCGAAGAAUCUGUAAUUAAAAUCAAACAAGAAAUUUUAGAUGAAAGUGAAAAUGAAUUGCCUGCUACAACAGAAUCUAAUACCACAACUGUCAGCACAGCUGUUACUACAAAUACUAAUAGAAGCAAAGGAAGAAAUGCUAAUAGAAAAUCAACUAACAAUACGACCACAACAGCAUCAAACAAUAAUUCACCUAGUACGCGAGCUACUCGACAGACAAAGCAGACCUCACCACCGGCACAAAGUAAUAAUGCUCCUGCGGAUACUAAAAGACGAAGAAUGGGCUCACAGACACGUAGUCUCCUUAAAUCGAUUGUUGGCAGUAAUGCCAAGAACCAGCCUACAAAUGGAGAUGAUGAAGACUCUAAAGACAGUGCUGCUUCCUCGACAAAUACCGAUGACAUUGUUUUGGCACUGAUAAAAAGUGAAAAAAUCUCUAUGGAGUUAGAUGAUGACAACACAAAUGAUGCCAAAGAUAUACCCGCCAACGUUGAAAAGGAUGAACAUGUUAAAACUAUUGUGGUUACAGAAGAAAGCAAUGAUUUGCCUCCCUUAGUUGUGGAUACAGACGUAGCCCAAGCAAUAACUGAUGAAAAUACUGAAAUUCUUGAAUCAGCAGCAGCUUUAACACCUGUUGCAGCUAGUUGUUCUUCUGUAGCCUCUGGCUCUGAAAAGGCUGCCUCCUUAAGCCCUUCAGAAUUGGUGAGCGAAGGUGUAUCCGAAAUCAGUGUUAAACAAUUUUACAAAAAGCCCAAGUUUUUGGAAAAUAACUUGGGCAUAGAAGAAGAUCCUAAACUAGGAAAUAUAGUACAGAAAGUUGUAGGUCUGGAAACUGUAGCUGUUGUGCCACCUACAACAUCAACGGCUUCUUUAUUAACAGACACCAUCUUAAAAACAGAUACAACAUCAAGUGUACCACUACUAGAUGAAUCCUAUUCAAAUGAAUCCCUUAAAGAGGGAACAUUAUGUUUGGAAGAAAGUAUUGAGGAUAAAAAAUUGACUACCCAAGAUGAUAGUAACAGCCUGUGUUCGAGUGAUAAUUUAACACCUCUAUUAAUUGUGGAAGAUGAUGAUGAAGAAUUAGAACAAGAAGUUGAAGCUAAGAAGAAUACAGCUGAAAUAACCGAACCUAUAGACGUAGAGGAACCAUUACAGAAAACACCAACUAAACAGAUUGUAUUAAAUAAUGCUGUAGAAGACGAAACAACCAAACUUACUGUUAUCACAGUCGAUGAAGAAGAUAACGAACGGGAUCAAGAUCAAGAAGAUGAACUAACGUUAGAAGAAAGUGAAACUAUAUCAAUGGAUAAUAAUGCCUCGAUAAAUGAUGAAAUCAUAACAGAAACCGAAGAUCCAGCAAAUGAAGAAAAUAUAGCAGAAAUCGAAGAUUUUAGCGAUGUUACAGAAGCUGUGGAAAACACCAGCAGCAAAUUAAAUGAACCUCAGGACCAAAUCGUGGAGGAUAAGAAUAAAUUAGUUCUUCAGGCAACAAGUGAAGUAGAAAAAGAUCAUGAUUUUACUAAAAUUAAACUUAUUACUAACGACAAGGAAAAUAUAACCGCAAAAAAUACGGCCACAGAAGUUUCAAACCAAAAUGUUAGCGUUCCAACUCCCGAGGAUGAAGAUAAUGAUGUUUUGGCAAAAAUAGAUGCUGAAUUGAAAAAGAUCGAUGAACGUCAUAAAGAAAAACUUGUAGUUAAGACUGAAGACAAGUUAGUGGUACCGCCUUUAGUCUUAAAUAUAACUGAUGACAGCGUUAAGGAAUCUAUAGAUGAAUUAAUAGUAUCUCAUGAAAGUAUGGACAUUGAUGCUGAUAUUAAGUUAACAGCGGAAGAAGACACCAAAAACAUUGCUAAAGAGGAUGGCCUGAUGGAUGAAGUAUUGAAUAUUAAACUAGAUGAUGAACAACCCUUAAUUAUAGCAGAAGAUAUUAAGUUAAUAGAGGACAAAGACAAACAAGAAGAGGAAGAAGAUGUAGGCAUUAGCAGUGAUAUGGAUAGUUUCUUAAUAGAAAAAAAGAUUGAGAUUAAAAAUAGUUUACUUAAGGCAUCUUCUGAUACAGAAAUUGAGAAUGUAAAUGGCAAACCUACACCCACAUCAUCAUUAGGCAGUUCACCAAUUAAACCAAAUUUAAACUUAAUAAAAGAUGAUGAUACAACUUCCAUGAAAUCGGGACAAUCAGCAACAUCUUGGAUAACACUCGAUCUUGAAAAUGAUGAUGAGGAAACACUAAGGAAAAAAGAACUACAUCUACAAAACUUGGGCUUGGUUACACAUAAGGCAGCGGAAAAACGACGCUUAGAAGUUAUGCAAAGUUCAGCGGCAAAUGUGGAGGCUUCUAAGGCAGCCACACAGCACAAUCAACAUAACAAAAGAAAUGGUAAAAAUUCAUCUCAUGCUGCAUCCACACAUCACGAGUAUACUGGUACAUUGAAAACAAUCAUCAAAAUUAAUCGUAAUUCAACAGGUGGUUCCACCAGUGGUAGCAAUGGACGUAAAUCACAAAAUAAUACAGCUGGUUCUUCGACGUCCAAAGAACAACAACAGCAACAAAGGCGUCAAUCGUUAAAAAUGACAUUCCAAAAAGGUCGUGCUCGUGCCCAUGGUACUGGCAAUAAUGAUCGUUCUCAGCAAGAUCGUGAAGGUCAUGGUGAGGACAAUUAUUAUACUAUACAAAAUGAGACUGAAGAUUCUUCCAAUUCAGAAUCUCAUGACCAUGUGACUGGUGUCUCUAGUAAAAAAGACGAAAAAGAAGAAAUUCUUAUACCGGAAAAGGCAUCAUCAUUUAAAUUUCAUCCGGAACGUUUGUGUGAAGAUCAAUGUUUCUAUUGCAGUGGCAAAUUUGGUCUUUAUGAUACACCCUGUCAUGUGGGACAAAUAAAAUCACUGGAAAGACAACAGAAAAUUUUAGCCAAUGAAGAAAAACUAACAGUAGAUAACUGUUUAUGUGAUGCUUGUUUUCGUCAUGUCGAUCGUCGGGCUAAUGUGCCAUCAUACAAGAAACGUUUAUCUGCUCCUGGAAAUCUAGAAUCAAUGGCUUCUACUUCUAAAUCAACCGAAAAUCAACAAUUCGAUGAACAUGCAGAAACCGAAGGUGGUGGCGGCAAUGAUGGUUUUACAACAACAAACACCUCAUCACGCAAAUGUUUAGUACCCGAUUGUGCUCAUCCUGCUGCUCAUUCGCUGCGACGUAAAUGUAUACGUAAAAGUGUUAAAAAAUUCUUGCUUAAAUUUGAAAUUCCCGCUGGUGCCGCCUGUGUUUGGCUUUGUCAAUCACACUAUGAUACAGUUAUACAAUGUUCGGGUUGUGUUUUAUGUAAAAGACGUUUGGGUAAAAAUCAUAUGUAUCAUAUAACAUCGGACACUGAUCGUUUGGAGAAGGCCUUGUGUGAAAUGGGUAUUCCUGUACAGUUGGGCAUUGGUACAGCUGUUUGUAAACUUUGCCGUUAUUUUGCCAAUUUACUUAUGAAACCGCCAGAUAGCACAAAAUCACAAAAGGCAGAAUUUGUUAAAAAUUAUAGAAAACGCCUCCUACAAUUUCACAAUAUACACGAUGGCAGUAAUGAUGCCUCCGAAGCUGAUGAAGAUGAUAGCAACAGUAAUAGUGCUUCGAAUCAUGAUAAUAAUGAACAACAGCAGAGAAGCGAUUCUUUGGCACAAGAAAAUGAUGCAACAGCAAAUGAAAAGGAAACGACAGAAAUUUCCCCUAACACUUUAGCAGAAAAAUCUAACACCAAUAAUAAUAAUAAUAACAAUACUGUCGAUGAUAGUGAAACAACAAAUACUCUGGUACAUGACUUUGAAACGGCCGGUAUGACAACAGAUUCCUCCAAUUCUUCUUCGGUUUCGAAUACAGCCACAAGUUCACCAAAUGAAAUGUCAAAAUUAAAAGCAAUUCUCCAAAGUAAUGCUUCUGCUGAAAAGCAACCAUCUGCCGAUAUCUCAAAUGUCUUAAGAGCAAAUCCUAACAUUUCAAUGCGUGAAUUGUUUCCGGGUGAAGAAGAUUUGGGUUUGCACUUUAAAGUACCCUUUGGUGGCAAUAGCAGUCAGAGAACGCCUGAAGGCUGGACUAGAGUACAAACAUUUUUGCAGUACGAUGAGCCCACACGGCGUCUUUGGGAAGAACUACAAAAACCCUAUGGCAAUCAAAGUUCUUUUUUGCGCCACUUGAUUUUACUUGAGAAAUAUUUCCGUAAUGGUGAUUUGGUGCUGUCGGCCAGUGCCUCGAAUAAUGCCAGUGUUUAUACGCAAACUGUAAGACAACGUUUAACUUCCUAUGAUAAAGGUCAUUGUGGCGGUUUACAUAUGGGGACGGGGACGCCAAAGGAAAAUACUCCUAGCUGUAGUGGCAGUAGUAAUAAUACAAAAGCCAAGGAAAUUGAUAAUCAAAUACCAACAUUUGUAAUCAAUGAAGAUGAUGAUGAGGAAGAUUCCGAAGAUCAGGAUGUAGAGAUGACUGAAGUCGACAAAUUAACAUCAAAAUCAGCUUCUGCGCAAAAGGACACCAAUGCCAGUAAUCAAAAUGUCCAUCAAUUACAACGUUCACGUAGUCUUUCGGUGGAUAAACUAACUAAACAAUUGAGUUCUAAUGCUGUUACCAUUACAGCACGACCAAAAGAUCCAGCAUCUUUAUUAAAUAGCAAGAGAGCUACUCCCUCACCACAGAAAUCAUUGCUUAAAGAUAAUCUUAUGGGCGGAACCGUUAAUACUUCCACAUCCUCGACUACAGCUAAUUUGGCAGCAGCUAAUGCGGCAGCUGCCGUUGCUUUGGCGGCCUCAACUGCCACGGCCAGUGUGGGAGGUGGACCCAGCAACAGUCGCAGUAUUUUGAAAUGUAAUUUAUUGGGCAUAAAUAAAUCGGUAGAAAUUUUACCCAUCAACAGUACAACAGCUACUGCAAUAGCCAAAGCCUCCAGCAAUCCGAAUGCACCACCACCACCGCCUCCUCCUCCAGCACCCAUACCGCCAGUACCCGAAACGAAACAACAAAAAAUACUUGAUGUGGCCAAUAAACUUUUGGGCAAUCAUUUGGAAGCUACUGCUGCCAAUCAGAAUAAAAAUCAAACAUCUCUUCUUAGUUCACCACCCGAGCUGGUAAGUUUACAAAGAAGAUCCACUGGACAAGUGAUGCCGGGUGCAAACGCUAAUCCAAACACUAACCAACAACCCAGUAACCUUAUCAAACGUCCUCAGUUAUUGGGUAAACCUGGAACAUCAAGACCACCUCCUAAUGUUGUUAUACUGCCAGAUUCACUAACGCCGCAAGAACGAUUGCAAAGCAAGACGUGGCGUCCCACACUAAUGCCUGUGGAGGAAAAUCAAAACUUGCUCAACAAAAACGGACCGCUUUAUCAGACAGCCGAUGGUCGCAGACUGCCGGCACUGGUGCAAGUGCAAUCGGGUGGCAAACCUUUCCUUAUUUCCAUAUUCGAUUACAAUCGUAUGUGUAUUUUACGCCGUGAAAAACUUAUGCGUGAUCAAAUGUUGAAAGCCACUAAGAAACGGCAGGAAGCGAAGCAACAACAACAACAGCAACAACAACAACAGCAAGCACAAACACAACAGCAACAACAACAGCAGCAACAGCAACAUUUACAAAAUCAACAGCAACAGCAACAAUUCCAAAAAACAAGUUUACAAAAUAUGAACAAAAACUAUCAAACUCCAUCUACAGCUGUUAAUCAACGUCAACAACAACAAGUGGCACAACAACAAUUGCUACAACUACAACUUUUGCAACAUCAACAAGCUCUAUUUAAAGCUGCGGCUGCGGCCAACAAUAACUCGAACACACAAAACCCACCACGUUAUCAAACUAUUGCCCCCAAACCCGCUACAAGCAACAUCACAACUAUGCCUCCCCUACAGGCUCCCAUAAAUACUAAUGCCAGCUUCACCGCCCCCAUGAUGCCGCUAUUAGCGAAUGCUAUAACAAAUGCCGCUAAUACCGGUAAUGUUAAUCCCGCCUCCUCAACACUUAAUAACACUUCAUGGUUAUGGAAUAACUUUCCCGAUGCCAAUCAACUCCUACUCAAUGGCGGCGCAGCUUCAGGUGGUGCAAAUGUACCAAAACUUCCCCAACUAUUAGCCAAACCUAAUAAUCCUGCUACAAAUUUAACAAAUGCUAAUAAUGCUAUGAAACAGCAGCAGCAACAACAACAACAACAGCAGCAACAGCAACAACAUCAGCAGCAACAAUAUUUGUUGUCGAAAAUUCCAAAAUCUCUAACGGUUAUACCCCAGCAUAAACUAAUGCAUAAUAAUCCAGCUGCCAGUGGCAAUGUUAGUGGUAAUAUGAUGAAAGAGUGAUGAUUAGUACAUUGUUAUUGGACAGUUAAAAGUCGCAGGAGAAAUCGUUAUAGCAGCCGAAAAUAUAUCACUAAACAUAUAGGAAGGACUUGUAAUACGCAUUGUCGUAAAACAAA
Messenger RNA from Lucilia cuprina (Australian sheep blowfly), 8292 nucleotides. RefSeq lists its product as uncharacterized. Bases 920 to 8176 code for a protein of 2418 amino acids. The record is from RefSeq and is a predicted model, not a curated record. Lineage: Eukaryota; Metazoa; Arthropoda; Insecta; Diptera; Calliphoridae. The transcript is spliced from 9 exons.